This is a messenger RNA of Coprinopsis cinerea okayama7#130, 1959 nucleotides long. Its product is annotated as atypical/Alpha protein kinase. NCBI's taxonomy places the organism in Eukaryota, Fungi, Basidiomycota, Agaricomycetes, Agaricales, Psathyrellaceae. The transcript has 10 exons. Gene Ontology annotation, biological process: protein phosphorylation. The coding region runs from base 1 to 1959 and encodes 652 amino acids. Gene Ontology annotation, molecular function: ATP binding; protein serine/threonine kinase activity. The record is from RefSeq and is a predicted model, not a curated record.
AUGAGUCAGACCACUUGUCCCACAUGCCACCAUCGGUUCUUCCGACUUGAAAACCCGCCCUGUCCCAAAUGCCGUGCUCGCACUCCUGGUCUCUCCUCCCUCUUGGUUUCCCAGCUUAACGAGAAGCCCCAGUGCUCUGGCUGCGGCGUCUAUGGAGAUCUUCCCACCUUAUCCAACGGGCCUCUGUGCAACCUAUGUGUUGCGUUUUAUAAGGCGGGCGGUAGCGCUCCGCUGGAGUUACUUCAGGAUCCCCGCGCUUCCCAGCAGCUCCUCGCCGCCUCCGCUGAUGGCUCUGCCGCCACAAAUCCUCAGUCCCAGCAGCUGCUGGAGCGUGCUCUGUCCUAUCAGCAGAGCGCGAGUGGCACAAGGCUCGGGCAAAAGCCAAGGGUCACUGGUACCGGGCCUAAUCCUGUGUUGUUCAGUAACCUGGCCAAGGCCCACCAAUACAACGCUGCCAAAAAAGCAAGCCUCGAAAGGGAAAAAAACAAAAAAGUCGCCAUCCGCAUUUCGAGCACCCUCUACCUCUCAAACCACAAAGGACUCAGGCCUGUUCCCGGCACCAGGGAAGGGCAUACUUUUAUCCAACCUGCGGCGACGAAGGUUGUCGAGGGAUAUGCGUGCCUCCUUGGUCGCACUCACAACCGAUUGCUGAAGUUGUCCCCAGACACCGAGCGUAAUGAGCCCAGUUGGGAGGAGGUAACCGUCCACCUCCAAGAAGGCACGAAUAAGGCCGUCUCCAUCGAUCACUUCGACAAAAACGAUAGCAUUCUGGCCCUUUUCAACUACCUGGUCCAGGAAAACUUUCUCAAACCUUCCCAAGUCGCAGACCGCCAUAUUGAGAUAUGGUUUGCUUUUGAUGAGAAAUCGGACUACAUUUCGGGGGUUUCUGAAGGCCUCCAGUCUGCUAUCCCCCUCAGGCAGUCCACAGCCAAAAGUGCGGUACCUCCCGCGCAGUCCAAGGCCAGUGCACGGGUGUUGCAUUCACGUCCGUCUGCUCAGCAGGUGUUCUCCAGAGACCCUCCUCUUGUAGAAGUCACUUUCCUUCGUGUCACCGCCUCUACUGAGAAUGGUGCUGACAUAUCGUGGUCUCAAGCCUCAACACUUGAAAAAACGGAGACCAUACUGGUUUCCAAGAACUUGGAAGCUAAUAGUACCAACCCCGGCUUCAUUGGGAAAGGGACCAGCAAAUACGCCUACUACGGACGAAUGGCUACUUCUACUGGCUGGAAGGAAUAUGCGGUUGCAGUCCUCCAAGACCAGCAGCUUUCCCCCCACAAUGCCCGACUCCUCCUUCGAGCCGAGUACGUUCUCAUGUGCAAAGGACAGUAUUUCAAGCAAGCAUUCGACCAGUUGGCACAAGAUCUCAAUGUUAAAAUCCCCAACUUCUGUUUCGACUUCAAGGAAGCUAUUUUUGGGUCCUUGAUCCCAAAGCCUGACACCCAGGCCCACCUCCCCCACCACUGGUUUCUCGCAACACCUUUGCUACGCUGUGGCCCCUUCGAUCCACCAUUCCGCAAGUUCACUGGCAACGACGAGAUGGGCCCCCCAGAAGACGCUAUAACCGCUGCAGUCCACGCGUUUGCGCACUUCUCAUAUGUGUACUCCGGGGGCGACCUCGUCUUUUGUGACCUCCAAGGAGGGCGUGAUUCUUCCGGCCGUGUUUGUCUGGUUGACCCCCAAUGUCACACGUUAUCCAAAGCAAAAGAUAGUCCCGUCUAUUGGGACGGCGGGCCCAGCAAGAUCAAGAUUGUUAUCGACAAGCACCUCCAGGAUUGCAGUCAGAACCAGUACUGCAAUGCGCUCGGACUCAAGUUCCUUCAAUAUACAGCGGACGACCCUUUCGAAGAGCCCGGACACCAGGGUCAGGAUGACCCUGCUUCUCCUUCCCGACCCAAGAAGAAACGCCGAACCGCGUCUCCUCGUGGGGUCAUGGCAAUCAAUAGCCUUCUCACCUCCUGA